AUGUCGUCACCUAUAGAAAGAAUGCCGCUGGAACUCUGGUUUGAAGUCUUUGAUUACCUGGAACCAUACCAAAUGUUCGGAAUCAGACGAGUCAGUAGCACCUUUUACAAUAACACGUCUACAAGACUACCCGCGGCUCUAUGUUGUAGUCUUUAUGGUCUUACACCAGAUCUUUGGCUUUACAUCUGCGAACAUCUCGAUUACGUCUCCAUAAAGGCCGUUAUGUUUUCCACCAAUAUCUUUGAGCUUCUCCUGACCCGUAAACGAACGCCCCGUCUCGAUUCCCUAUUAUUUCGGGAAAAACCUCCUAGUACUUGGGAAGAACACAUAGACCAAAUGAACGACUUCGACAGAAAUAUAGUUAUGCACCCAAUUUUCAAAGACUUCCCUCUCGACGAUUUGAUAUACUACCACCGGGCUACCCCAGAAGAAAAGAAAGAUUUUGGACGCACUAGGAUCGGUCCUUGGUUCUCUAAGUCCGUCGAUGAAAAUGCGAGUUCUCCGCCGCUUCUUAAGCUCCGUCUCGUUUGCUGGACAACUUGUACGGAAAACCAUAAUGCGGAACCUCAUAUAAUUCACACUUGUAUAGCGAAUUUCGAUGUUAGUGAUACAUGCGAGUCUAUCUUGGUUUCGGAUAUCUUUAAAGCCUUUUCAAGGGCUUUAUGCGAACCAGCGAUUGUUGAAGACAGACAUGGAAAUCAGGAACAAGUCGCUGUCUACCAUCAUGCGAUCAAGGAAUAUCCAAGUAACGCCUAUAUGCUCUCUAGAUUUUCUAUCCGGAAGCCUAAGUUUUUUGGCUCUGAGUCUACGUGGAUCGAAAUCAUGCCCAACUAUCACUACAUUUGA
This is a messenger RNA of Orbilia oligospora ATCC 24927, 846 nucleotides long. RefSeq lists its product as uncharacterized. The transcript has a single exon. Gene Ontology annotation, molecular function: protein binding. The coding region runs from base 1 to 846 and encodes 281 amino acids. The record is from RefSeq and is a predicted model, not a curated record. Lineage: Eukaryota; Fungi; Ascomycota; Orbiliomycetes; Orbiliales; Orbiliaceae.